AUGGCUAGCUCCAGCAAUGUCUCGGUUGCAUCCAACGUGCGCUGGCAAUUCAUCGAUUCUUCCAACAACAGUCGAGCCAACUUGACGCAAGUGAAACGCCAUGUUAUGCAGGAGUAUAUGCGCCAGAAGAAAGGGGUCUCUCGCCAAAGCGACAGCGAAGAAGAGCGGCCACAAGCAAGACGUGGGAGACCCAAGAACAAUCGGGUCACCAAACGAAGAGCUCCGAAGCAAGCAAGGUCGGACAAGGGUAGCAUUCACAAUGAGCCUCGAGGAAGGGUAUCAAACGGAAAGCAGCACGCUGCGCCAACACAAGAUUGCUCCAAUGUCGAGGCUAGGCGCGAUGUUCUUGCGAAGGAUGUCAUCUCAUCUAGUCCCCUGUUGGCCGAAUCUCAUGAUAUGUCCGCAUCAGUCUUGUUCCGACCAUCUUCUACCCAAUCCCAACCCCAUCCUUCCCUGAUGGGUAGCUUUGCCAGUACACCUUUACACAUUCCUCAGAGCCAUGGUCUGGAUCUGCACGAUGUUUCGUGGCCAUCGUUGCCCACAACAUCAUAUCAGCUCAUUCAAUCACCAGAUGCUGCGAUAAAUACCGCGCAGAAUUGCCCAUUCAACACCCUUUCUAGCGGGCCGGACCGAGAUGGAUCAAUACUAUCUGACUACCACGUGGAUAAUGUGACGACCUGCUCCUACGAGCCUCAUGGCCCGUCAGCUGCGGCCCACGAUUGGUAUACCGUUGCCCAUGCACCAGAAGGAACGAAAGGCAAAGUCCAAAACACCCUUCUACCCCAAUAUCGUGCCCCCAUGCUCCGGGAGCACCUUUCAAACAGCCACAGUGACAUUUCUGAUGUUGCAAUCGUCUCUUGGUUGAGUGCUGCAACCCUAGAAGACUUGAAUUCACGACCAGGGCACAAAGAACUCAGCCAAGCACACAUGCAAGCUGCAUGGCAGAUGAUUCGAGCGCGCGGCGGGCCCGCCGCGUCUGCACACACUCAUAAGCUGGCCAAUUGGCCAGACUAUGUCUUAACUGGAUAUGAGAGUCAGGAACUGGGUCUCUGUUCUGAAUACCAGCAACCAUCACCCGUCACGUCAGAGGCUUUAGCUUCCUCCCCUACUCAAUCCUUGCACUCGGUGCCGUCUCCCCCGUACUCCACAUCAACCUUCUCUGAGGUUUCGCCCGCCCCUGAAUCUCAAACAGUACUCCCAACACCCCCAACAUCAUCGCCGAGAGAUGAAUCCAAACUUCAAUGCGAAGAGUUCCUCGACUUCCUUCGGCGCUGUGAACAGGUCGCCCUCUACCAACGCGAGAACCCCCAAUCAUCAUACAUAACCCGACACACAGCAGUCCAAGAAACAUCCAUCCUCCACCAAAUCCUCGCUGCACCCCCUGAUACUCGCUUCGCCUCAUUAGAGGACCGGAAACAUGAGGCCAGCCGCUUAACAACUCUGAUGAUUCUCAAUGCUGCGCUAUGGGAUUACCGGUACACCCCAGCCCGCGCGGCACUCUUCCUCGCCAACCUCGAGAAAAUCAUGGUCGACAGCAACGUUGGCAUAACCGGCUCAGUUGAAGCCCUCCUUCAGAUUCUGUUAGAACGCAACGACGGCUCUCUCGAGAGCUGGUCAUCCACCAGUCCAGACGCCAUUGCCUCUGCUGCUGUGAUUGAGGACCUUCCGGACUUCUCACAAUACUUCCCAACAGCUACCUCGCCGGCUGCGCGUCCGUGGUUCGCCGGCCGCAUGAUGAAAAUUGCCCAUCGGCUGAGUGCUUGGUCGUGGUACCGCGUCAGUGAGCUUUUGUUCUCGUGUUUGACUCUGCAGGUGCAGGGUUCUUCGACGGCGCUUUGGGAAGCGGAUGUUCGCAAGGAGAUUCUCGAUGCGCCUGUUGAAUGGCUAUGA
Messenger RNA from Penicillium bovifimosum, 1890 nucleotides. Its product is annotated as sigma-70 region 2 family protein. The record is from RefSeq and is a predicted model, not a curated record. The coding region runs from base 1 to 1890 and encodes 629 amino acids. The transcript has 2 exons. Lineage: Eukaryota; Fungi; Ascomycota; Eurotiomycetes; Eurotiales; Aspergillaceae.